This is a messenger RNA of Astyanax mexicanus (Mexican tetra), 2630 nucleotides long. RefSeq names its product GTPase IMAP family member 9-like. The transcript has 2 exons. Bases 14 to 1036 code for a protein of 340 amino acids. The record is from RefSeq and is a predicted model, not a curated record. Gene Ontology annotation, molecular function: GTP binding. NCBI's taxonomy places the organism in Eukaryota, Metazoa, Chordata, Actinopteri, Characiformes, Acestrorhamphidae.
UGUGGAGCUAGAAAUGGGGAAAUCCUCCAAGCAGGCAGGUGUAAAGCUGGUGGAUGAAAUUAUAAAGAGGAUCGAAGCACCGCCCUAUUCUCUUCACAUGUAUAUGACGGUUCAGGAAGAAAGAGUCAGACGUGAAGUGGAGGAGGAGUAUAAAGAAGAGCUGAACAAAAAGGAGAAAGAAAUCCAGGAUUUAAAGACAAAGCUUCAGCAAGGUGAUGAAGAGGAAGCACAGGUUUCCAGCUGCUUAAGAAUUGUGCUGAUUGGAAAGACUGGAAAUGGAAAGAGUGCAACAGGAAACACCAUCCUGGGAAGAAAUGAAUUUGUUACUGAAACCAGUAUGAAUUCUGUGACAAGAGUCUGCCAGAAAGGAGUUGGUGAAGUACUGGGAAGGUCAGUUGCUGUAAUUGACACUCCUGGUCUCUUUAAUGCCUCAAUGUCGGUGGAAGAAGUACAUCAAGAAAUUGUGAAGUGCAUCUCAAUGUCAGCACCUGGACCCCACGCUUUCAUCAUAGUACUGCGUGUGGGAAGAGUCAGUAAGGAAGAUGUGGAAAUGUUAGACACAAUAAAAACGCUCUUUGGUCCAAAGGCUGCAAUGUUCAGUAUAGUGCUGUUCACUAGAGGAGAUGACCUGGAAGAUCAGACACUAAACGAGUAUGUAGAGACCUGUACCAUCGAGCCAGUCAGGAAGAUGCUCAGAGACUGUGGAGACAGAUUCAUGGUGUUUAAUAACAGAGAAAAACAAGACCGCACCCAGGUUUCUGAGCUUCUCACAUUGAUUGAAGAGAUGAUUGAUUUAAACAUAUCAAGUCGGUUCUUUACAAACAGCAUGUUCCAAGAAGCAGAAAUGUCCAUUAAAAGAAGAUUUGAAGAAAUUCUGAAAGAGAAAGAGAUUAUAGCUAAAAUGAAAACCAAAUAUAACCAGGCGAUGGAACAGAUGAAGAAAAGGCUGGAGGAGCAAAAACAAAAGGCUCAAGAAGACAGACAGCAAAUACAGAGAUAUUUCCUGAAAAAGCCUUGGACUUUUUCCCCCAAGUAGGCCCACUGACCCUCUGGGGCUACUGUUGACUAUAUCUACAGUAUGUGAUUGGGUGGUAACCCUUCACAUUGUGCACUAGCAAAUGUCCAGGAAAGAGUGAUUGUUUAUUUGUUUAUUAGUGCAAUUCUAGUUGGAAUGCAAAACUAAUCAGCCAAUGUUGGUUAAUUACAGCAAUUGAUGUAGACAAGAAGAAUGAGGACAAGGAAUUGAAAAGAUAGAAUCAAGAACUCAAAAAGAUCCAGUUUUACCAUGGGGAGGUUUUCCCUAAAUCUUAUCAUAUAUAUAGUGGCUUGCAAACGUUUCCAUACCCUUUUAACUUUUCCAUAUUUUGUCACAUUACAACCACAAACAUAAAUAUAUUUAAUUGGAAUUGAAUGUGAAAGACCAACACAAAGUGGUUUACAAUUGUGAAAGAAAAAUGAUGCAUGAUUCAAAACAUUUUUUUACAAUUAAAAAACUGAGAAGUGUCUUUUCACAUCUAGAGACUGAAAUUUUUGCCCAUUUCCCAUUGCAAAACAGCUCAAGCUCCACCAGGUUGUAUAAAGAGUGUCUGUGAACAGCAGUUUUUAUGUCCUGCCACAAGUUCUUGAUUGGGUUUAGGUCUGGACUCUGGGCCAAAACAUGAAAAAACAUGAAUAUGUUUUAAACCAUUUCAUUGUAGCUCUGGCUUUAUGUUAGGGUCAUUGUCUUGCUAGAAGGUGAACCUCCACCCCAAUCUCAAGUCUUUUACAGACUCCAACAGGUUUUCUUCCAAGAUUGCCCUGUAUUUUUUCCCAUCCAUCUUCCCAUCAACUUCGCUGUCUUUGCUGAAAAGAAGCAGCCCAAGAGCAUGAUGAUGCUGCCACCACCAUGUUUCACAGGGGAUGGUGUGUUCAGAGUAAUGUGCAGUGUUAAUUCUCUGCCACACAAACAUUUUAAAUUUGGUCUCAUCUGACCAAAGCACCUUGUUCCAUACGUUAGCUGUGUCCCCAAACACGGCUUCUGGCUACAAACUGCAAAUCGGACUUUAUAUUUUAUAUUUUUCUUUUAACAGUGGCUUUCUUUUUGCCACUUUUCCAUGAAGAUCACAUUUGUGCAAUGCACGACUAAUAGUUGUCCUGUGGACAGAUUCCCCCACCUGAGCUGUGAGGAGCGUGAGAGGAACCGCAUGGCGCGCAGAGCGGUGUGAGCGCGUCUCAGAGCGGCAAUUUCAAACGCUGUUUUUUGAAGCGAUUAUGUACGUGUGUGCGACUGACUGACUUACUGACUAAGUGGGUGUGUUGGUGGCCCAGUUAGCAUAUACAUAUGUAAAGAACUGUAUGCUUAUAUAAAAAAAUAAAAAAAUAAAAUAUGUGAGAGGGAAAUAAUUUGUAUAUUUAGUUCAUUAUAAGUCAGUGUUUAUUUUAUAGUUUAAAAAUCGUAGUUAAAAUAUUAAAGUUAAAAUGUGAGGUGAUAUAAUGUAAAACACACACACACACACACACACACACACACACUCAGAGCGAGACCUGCAGACACACACGGAGGGAGUUGGGAGAAAAAGAGUGUUAGCUGCCUGUUGCUGAUGUUACUAUGCAGAGCCGUACGGUGUGAAAUAAACAGAGUUUUUUUUCAA